AUGCUGCAAAACAUUGGUGAAUACCAAAACUACGUUAAACUUACGAUUUCCGUAACCUUAGUUGAGCUACGCAAGAGUUACGAAAGUUUGGUGAAUCCGCACCCAGAAGAUCAAAAUACUGAAGAACUAUCAACUAUCCUUCUUAAGAAAAUGGCGAAAGUAUCAGCCGGCGAGAUAUCCGAAAACGUAGUUAUUGAAUAUAGUAGUGAUGAACUUACCGAUGACGAAGAACAAAAACAACUAAAGAAGAAGAAAGGAAGAAAGAAGCUGACAAGAAGAAAAGAUUUCUACUUUGGAAAAGCGACGACGGACGAAGAAGCAGAAGAACAAAGUAACACAAAAAAAACAAAACAAGAGGAAGAAGCGGAAGAAAGUAGUCGAUCAGAAGAAGCGAGCGAAAGUAAAGAUGAAAAAAUGGAAGAAACGUGGCAAAAAACCAUAUUUAAACGAAGCGCACCUCCAUCGACACCACACAAAAACGAAAGAAAAAAAAGAAUAGAAGCGAAAAACGAAAAUGGCUAA
Molecule: messenger RNA, 522 nt
Organism: Hydra vulgaris (swiftwater hydra)
Lineage: Eukaryota; Metazoa; Cnidaria; Hydrozoa; Anthoathecata; Hydridae
Product: protein FAM133
Source: RefSeq, a predicted model, not a curated record